GAGAACUUUAAAAGUUGAGACAAAGUUUGGGAUUCAAAAUAUUGAUUAUUAAUCAAAAAUUAGAAUACGCAGUUUGUUCUUGAGGUUUAGUACAAAAUUUAAAUUCACUGUUCUGUGCGUAUUACUUUUCAUCGCUCCCGAACAAAGACCUCCACUAAAACGAAGAGAAUAGUUUGCUUUUAUAUUAUAUAUUUUAGCAUCCUCUGGUUGUGGGAACUCUUAUUUCUUUCCGUCGAAGAAGAAAGGGAAGUCUAGAGGAAGAGUAAUAUGGCUGGUUAUAAAGGUCAAGAUGAAUAUGAUUACCUGUUUAAGUUGGUUUUGAUCGGUGAUUCUGGGGUGGGAAAAUCAAACCUGCUUUCGAGGUUUACGAGGAACCAAUUUAAUUUAGAAUCGAAGUCUACUAUUGGGGUUGAGUUUGCUACCAAGAGUUUGGAAAUUGAUGGGAAGGUAAUCAAGGCUCAGAUUUGGGACACUGCUGGACAAGAAAGGUAUCGGGCGAUAACCAGCGCUUACUACCGAGGAGCAGUAGGUGCUUUGCUCGUGUACGAUGUCACUCGACGUGCAACAUUUGAGAAUGCUGCAAGAUGGUUAAAGGAAUUGAGGGAUCACACAGACCCGAACAUGGUAGUGAUGCUCAUCGGCAACAAAUCCGACUUACAGCACCUCAUUCUAGUUCCAACAGAAGAUGGAAAAUCAUUUGCAGAGAGGGAGUCUUUGUACUUCAUGGAGACCUCAGCACUGGAUGCAACAAAUGUUGAAAAUGCUUUCACAGAGGUGCUCUCUCAAAUCUACCGAAUCGUGAGCAAGAGAUCAGUCGAGGCAGGCGACAGUGGAAAUGUUUCGACCGUUCCACCAAAAGGUCAGACAAUCGAUGUCAAGGAUGACUCGUCGGUUCUGAAGAGGAUCGGGUGUUGCUCAAACUAAGAUAAGCUUCAAACAUCAACUCAGAAAUGGAGCAACUGAUAUUUCUUCUGUAUAUUUGUAUCUCUUCCUGUAGAAUAAGAGCUUGGAUGUGUGGAUGGUGGUUGUUUGAAAGGCUCCCUUCUUUAAAAGGGAAAAUUUCCUCUCUUCAUAUUAUAGUCUCUCCAUAUAUUGUGGAGUUUGCUCUUAUUUUUCUUGGAACAUUAAGAAAAAAAUUUUACUGUUGUAGUC
Molecule: messenger RNA, 1152 nt
Organism: Momordica charantia (bitter melon)
Lineage: Eukaryota; Viridiplantae; Streptophyta; Magnoliopsida; Cucurbitales; Cucurbitaceae
Product: ras-related protein Rab11D
Molecular function (GO): GTPase activity; GTP binding
Source: RefSeq, a predicted model, not a curated record